ACAAGCGGAUAGACAAAGAAGGAUCACUGGCGGUGUCAAGGAUUGUCUUUUCGGGCUCUUUUGGCCGUUUCAGCCCUCUUCUCUCGGCGCACUUUAAUUGGAGAAGGUCGCCAAGAUGAUGUCCAUGAACAGCAAACAGGCGCACUUCGCCAUGCAUCCCUCGCUACCGGAGCACAAGUACACCACCCUGCAUUCCAGCUCGGAGGCAAUACGGAGAGCCUGUCUACAAACUCCACAGCUGCAAAACAACAUUUUCGCCAGUUUGGACGAGACGCUCCUUGCCCGGGCUGAGGCUUUGGCGGCCGUGGACAUCGCCGUGUCCCAAGGCAAGACGCACCCAUUCAAGCCCGACGCCACCUACCACACCAUGAGCACCGUACCGUGCUCGUCGACGUCCACGGUGCCACUGGCCCACCACCACCACCAUCAUCACCACCACCAUCACCCGAACCUGGAACCCCCGGACUUAAUGGACCAUAUCAGCUCGCCCUCUCUCGCCCUCAUGUCCAGCGCGCACGACGGGUCCGGUGGCGGAGGCGGCGGUGGAGGAGGCGGCGGCGGCGGAGGGCUCAUCUCCACCUCCUCCGGACCCGGGCACGCGCACGCACACUCCCACAUGCACGGCUUGAGCCACCUCUCGCACCAGGCGGCCAUGAGCAUGAACUCGCCUCUCACCCAUCACGGCCUCUUACCGGGUCAUCACGGGGGGAGCCAAAUCGGCCUCGGGCUGACGGGCAGCGGGCUGCCGUCCAUCAAUGACUCGGACACGGACCCCAGGGAGCUGGAGGCCUUCGCGGAGCGCUUCAAGCAGCGGAGGAUCAAACUGGGGGUGACCCAGGCGGAUGUGGGCGGUGCGCUGGCUAAUCUCAAAAUCCCCGGCGUGGGAUCGUUGAGCCAAAGUACAAUUUGUCGGUUCGAGUCGUUGACUCUGUCCCACAACAACAUGAUCGCGCUCAAACCCAUCCUCCAGGCGUGGCUGGAGGAGGCCGAGGGGGCCCAAAGGGAGAAAAUGAGCAAACCGGACAUUUUCAACGGAGGGGAAAAGAAACGCAAGAGGACCUCGAUAGCUGCUCCGGAGAAAAGAUCCUUGGAGGCCUACUUCGCCGUUCAGCCGCGGCCCUCCUCGGAGAAAAUUGCAGCCAUCGCUGAGAAAUUGGACUUGAAAAAGAACGUGGUGCGAGUGUGGUUUUGCAACCAAAGACAAAAGCAGAAAAGGUUGAAAUUUUCCGCCGCCCACUGAUGCUAGGAGGGGGGGAAGAAAAAAAAAAAAAGACACGAAACAAGUGGCUGAAUUUGGGGACCAAUGGACAGUGACAGAAAACCAUUUUCAGUCUUUUGUCUCCGGCGACCUUAUAAGCCGGUGCGCAAUGGGCUGCAGUCGUUCGAGAAGAGGCUUCUUAUAUAUUCGUUAUUUUUUCACGUUAUCGGUGAAUGUGAAGUAUGCAAAUAUCAGAUGACACCCACCUUGCGCCGUCCCCGUAACAAGGGAAAAAAAGUUUAGCGACGUCGACGUUGCCUUUUAAAACAUGCGGGAAAAGGGAAAGAUAGAAAGCAAGUUAAUUUCUCCGAACAGGCCUAUUAUUUGAACUA
Syngnathus typhle (broad-nosed pipefish) is the source of this 1590-nucleotide messenger RNA. It is a transcript of the gene pou4f1, whose product is annotated as POU class 4 homeobox 1. The record is from RefSeq and is a predicted model, not a curated record. Gene Ontology annotation, molecular function: RNA polymerase II cis-regulatory region sequence-specific DNA binding; DNA-binding transcription factor activity, RNA polymerase II-specific. Bases 116 to 1240 code for a protein of 374 amino acids. The transcript is spliced from 2 exons. NCBI's taxonomy places the organism in Eukaryota, Metazoa, Chordata, Actinopteri, Syngnathiformes, Syngnathidae. Gene Ontology annotation, biological process: regulation of transcription by RNA polymerase II.